AUGAGAGCCCUUUUGUUAUUCCCAUUUGCCUUGGGGUUAGGCUGUGCGGCAACCCGAACCAAAGAUAAUGGCUCAAGCAAGCCUCUACUCACAAUACCCCUUGUAUUUGGGGAAGGCUUUUGGUUUGGGAAUUUCACAGCUGGAGACGCUAUUGACUUGUCUCUGUUAAUUGAUACUGGAUCUAGCGAUAUCUAUGUCAAUCCAGAUCUUUACAAACCGUCAUCUGAAUCUCAUACUGUCAACCAGACAGUCUCAAUGUCGUUCAUUACUACAAAGCCAGACGGAUGUGGCGAAAUGAUACUUAAAAGCCAUGUGGUCACUGAUAAGCUAAUAGUCGGUCCUUAUACAGCCACGAAUCAGUCAAUUGGGACUGUCAUGGAUAUUCCGCAACCAAAUAACGAUACUAUAACCAAAUUUCCCGGCCAAGGCAUUAUUGGCUUGCUAGGAGAAUCAGCAGACGAUUCUUCAUUUGGCGGCACCCCCUUCUUUCAACAUUUGUGCGAUGAGGGUCAGGUGGAUGAGUGCCGAUUCGGCUUAGGUCUUGAGACCUCUGGGACAGGUAGUUUAAGCCUGGGUGGCGUUGAUCGUAGUCUUCUAAGUGGAGACAUGGCAACAGCUCCUAUAUACGGUCAGCAAUGGAUUAUUCAAGGUGGAUUACCAUUGGAUAUACUUGAUGUUGGUGUUCAACAGUCCAUGUUCUUGGACAGUGGAACUUCAAAUAUUAUUGGUAAUCGUACGAUGGUUAAAGCGCUCUUUGACAAACUUGGGAUUCAGAGUUUCACGAGAGAUGCUAUAGGCUGCGACGGCACUCUAUUUGGAUAUUACCCUUGCGAUUCUCCCCCGCACAUAGGAUUCCAAAUUGGAAAUAGCUCUCAAACAUUCUUUAUCGAACCUGAGGCCUUCAAGAUGGAAGACAACGGCAACAACAAUUGUACUGCUACCAUUACAGGCGGAAAUAUUGGAGCUGGGGGCUGGCUAGUUGGGCAGUCAUGGUUUCAAGGCAAAUAUAUCGACUUCGAUGUUACAGGCAGUCAAGUCGGCGUGACCAAUCUUCAUAUAUAA
Messenger RNA from Trichoderma asperellum CBS 433.97, 1062 nucleotides. RefSeq lists its product as uncharacterized. Gene Ontology annotation, molecular function: aspartic-type endopeptidase activity. The record is from RefSeq and is a predicted model, not a curated record. Gene Ontology annotation, biological process: proteolysis. Lineage: Eukaryota; Fungi; Ascomycota; Sordariomycetes; Hypocreales; Hypocreaceae.